This is a messenger RNA of Odocoileus virginianus texanus, 1760 nucleotides long. It is a transcript of the gene CTRL, whose product is annotated as chymotrypsin like. Gene Ontology annotation, molecular function: serine-type endopeptidase activity. Gene Ontology annotation, biological process: proteolysis. The record is from RefSeq and is a predicted model, not a curated record. NCBI's taxonomy places the organism in Eukaryota, Metazoa, Chordata, Mammalia, Artiodactyla, Cervidae.
AAUAAAUGAAAAAAAAAAAUCUUCUCCCUGAAAACCAUCAGAGAGUUUGGGUUUAAAAAAAAAAAUUGCACACUAAACACCUAUAUACCCACCACAGGCUUUACAAUUAGUAUUUUGUUAUAUUUAUCCUUCUCUCCAGGAUAUUCUAUCCUUCUCUCCAGUCAACAAUUAACUUAUCUGUUUUCUUCUUGUUGUUUUGACUGGUGUGUUCUUGAAUCAGCCACAGUGCUCACACUCCUAGGAAGAGGCAAACCAACAUACCCACUGCAACUCUGCGCACGGGUGUCUUCUCUCCCGCAGUUCAGGCUCGGCUUGGAGCUCUUCAGUGAAGGGGCUGUAGAUACCAGGGCUUGUCCAUGGGAGCCCCAAGGCCUGGACGCUGUCAGGCCUGAUGGCUGUCACCCUUCUACCCCUGGCCUCCAUCCAGGGUCGGUCAGUCACCAAGAGCUCAUACCUUGCCCUCCUGUGCACAAGACCCUUCCUAGAUAUCAUCACGAACAGUGUGGGCUCUGGAACCAGACAGAUGAAGCUUUGGGUCCAAACACACCAUGUGGCAGGAGAGUCACCACCUCCCUGAGCAAACCAUGACUUCUGUUCCAAGUUGAUAAGGAAUCACUGAGAUGAUGUGUUAGGAUUUGCCCUGUCCUGGCCACUGGCCCUGGCUCUCCACAGUAGAGCUGUACUGGUAGAUACCAGCCACCAGGUGGUCACCAUUAAGGCUAAGCACAAGCCCUUAGUACCUGGUGCUCAACACUUGGGAUGUGAGGUGGGGAGCCAAUCAGAGGCCAGGCUUUGGGGGAUGGAGGAGGUGAGAGCCUCACACCUGGGCUCUACCUGAUAAGGCCUGGGUGGAGGGCUCUGAACAGGAGAACCCUCCUGUUGACGCAGCAUGGAAAGGAGCUCCUUGGCUUCACUCCUGGGACUUUGGCCCAAGGACAAGGAGACCCAUGAAGCCAGGCCCAGUUCUCAGCCUCAAGUCUGCUGUAAUGUUGCUGCUCAGACUGACCCUUAGCCUGGUCCUCCUUGGCUCCUCCUGGGGCUGCGGCGUUCCUGCCAUUAAACCAGUGUUGCACUUCAGCCAGAGGAUUGUCAAUGGGAAGAACACAGUGCCGUGCUCCUGGCCCUGGGAGGUGUCCCUGCAGGACAGCAAAGGCUUCUGCUUCUGCAAUGGGUCCCUCAUUGGCCAGUCCUGGGUGGUCACGGCUGCCCACUGCAAUGCCAGCCCUGGCUGCCACUUUGUCAUCCUGGGUGAGUACGACUGAGUAUCUGGGGCUCAGCCUUUGCAGGUCUUGUAGGUGUGUAGGCUGUGGCGGCACCCUUCCUGGAAUCCCACCACCAUGAACAAUGAUCUCACAUUACUGACACUCGGCUCCCCAGCCCAGUACACAAUGUGCAUCUCACCAGUUUGCCUGGCUUCCUCAAAUGAGGCACUGCCUGAAGGCCUCACAUGGCCAGCUGGGUGCCUCAGUGGUGUGGGCAGUGUGACUCGGGCACACCUGCGGUGGCUAGUUCUGCCCCUGGUCACCGUGAGAUGGUGCCAGCAGUACUGGGUCUCAUGCAUCACCAGCUCCAUGAUCUGUGCAGGGGCCUCCUUGUGCCAGGGUGAUUCUGGGCCUCUUGUCUGCCAGAAGGGGAACACACGGGUGCUCACUGAUACUGUCUCCUGGAGCACCAGUGACUGCAGUGUGCCCAUGCCUGCCACGUACACUUAGGUCAGCAGGUUCAGUAACUGAGUCAAUCAGGUCAGAGCCUACAACUGA